UAGGUUACAGAGCAACGAAUUUGUCUUCAGCUGAUUACGCCUUCUUUUCGUACGCCUUCUCGUGCCAUUUACGUAUAAGAGCGAAUACGGAUUCUUUCAUGGAAUGUGCUGUCUCGUCUUCGCUUCUCCCGUUCUCCGUGCUUCGCGUCGUCACUUGGUCAGUCUCUUUCGCCGAUCCACCAAAACCCUAAUGGCUUCCCGCCUCCUCCACCUCCGCCGCCUCUUACCAGCCGCGCGCCCGUCCGCCGCCGUCGCGUUCUCCACAGCCUCCACUCCGAGCUCGCGGGUGUCCGGUAUCGUAGAUGAGAUCUGCGGCCUCAACCUCUUGGAGGCCUCCUCCCUCGCCGACGCCCUGCGGGGCCGCCUCGGUGUGGACCAGCUCCCUCCCCUAGCUAUCCUCAUGGGUGGAGCAGCCCCGCUAGGAGAAGGAGGCGCCACUGGUGUGGCCGGUGAGGAGGCAAAGCCGAAGGAGGAAAAGAUGGCAUUCGACGUGAAGCUGGAGGGGUUCGACGCGGCGGCGAAGCUUAAGAUUAUCAAGGAGUUGAGGGCCUUCACGAGUUUGGGUCUGAAGGAAGCCAAGGAGCUCGUGGAGAAGGCACCGACCGUGCUGAAGUCCGGGGUGCCGAAGGAGGAGGCGGAGGGCAUCGCUGAGAAGAUGCGGGCACUCGGCGCCAAGAUUGUUCUCGAGUGAGAGAACCAGAGCUCUGUAUGGCUUUGUUUAUUUGUUUAUUUCUGCUUCUUGUAUCUUGUAUGAAGAAAAGAGGAAAAAAAAUGGAAACUAGGAAUAAAUAAUUAAUCGAACUAACUCUGGAUAUCACCUUUUUGGUAGUGAAAUUGUCAGUUGGGCUUUGGAAAAUAUGAUCUUAGAUCUAGCGAUAGAGCUUUUGGUUUCAGUUUGACUUUAUGAGAAAGAGAUGGUUUAUUACUUGGAACAGAGCAAUUAGUUUGUGAACAUUGAGUUUCUAUCUUACUGAUAGUAAUGAUGUGUUUCUUAUCA
Brachypodium distachyon (stiff brome) is the source of this 997-nucleotide messenger RNA. RefSeq names its product 50S ribosomal protein L7/L12. Gene Ontology annotation, molecular function: structural constituent of ribosome. Lineage: Eukaryota; Viridiplantae; Streptophyta; Magnoliopsida; Poales; Poaceae. Bases 104 to 691 code for a protein of 195 amino acids. The transcript has a single exon. Gene Ontology annotation, biological process: translation. The record is from RefSeq and is a predicted model, not a curated record. Gene Ontology annotation, cellular component: ribosome.